This is a messenger RNA of Cordyceps militaris CM01, 2337 nucleotides long. RefSeq names its product CP2 transcription factor, putative. Gene Ontology annotation, cellular component: nucleus. The transcript is spliced from 5 exons. The record is from RefSeq and is a predicted model, not a curated record. The coding region runs from base 1 to 2337 and encodes 778 amino acids. Gene Ontology annotation, biological process: regulation of transcription by RNA polymerase II. NCBI's taxonomy places the organism in Eukaryota, Fungi, Ascomycota, Sordariomycetes, Hypocreales, Cordycipitaceae. Gene Ontology annotation, molecular function: DNA-binding transcription activator activity, RNA polymerase II-specific; RNA polymerase II cis-regulatory region sequence-specific DNA binding.
AUGGCCGUCCGAUGCAGCAUCAUCAGUGGAUCGUUCUCCAGCGCCAGCGGUACUGGAGCGGACGAGCAAGGGCCGGGGGCGUGCAUGCAUCCCAUUCACAUCGCCAUCACCACCACCAUGUUCAGUCAAAGGACGAGCUCCCAAAAACCCGACGAUGAGUUGCUCGCCAAUUUCCGCCAACAGUUCCCUCAAAUAGGCUCCACCGCCGAAGGUGGCUCGCCUGGCCUUUCUCAAACCGCUGGCGGCCCAGACAUGACCACAGCUGCUCCGGCGGUCCCCAAAGCCAACAACGACCAGUGGCGCUUCACACCUUCGCUGCUAGACCCCAACUCGUUUGCAUUUACUUCCUUUGGUCAUGGCAACACCGGCCUGUUUACCCCGGGCAUACAUGGCCCGCCGCCCUUGUAUCAAUCUCAGGCCGGCGAUCUGCAUUCGCCCACCACCAUGGCCAUGCUCCAGGGCGUUACCACUCCUUUCGGUGCGCCUUCCUCCUUAGAAGCUAUGCAGUCUGGUGUUGCCAUGGACCCUUCAGCUUUCCAUUCCGCCACCAACCAGCAGAUGCCUCCAUUUCAACCUUACCUGCAAGUUCCUGGUCACCAAUAUGCCCCUACGCAUUUUGUUCAGCAUGACACCGGUUACGAGACCAUGGAACAAGAUCCAUCUCCCAUGGGUUCCGAAGAACCCGACCCUCGGCUCAUUGGCCUCAAAAGUCAGCUGGCCGUAAACGCUGCCGCCAUGAGCCUCCCCUUGCCGCCGUCAGCAGAAAAGUUUCGAUUCCAUUCCACUCUUAACGCCGCCACGGCCAUGGUGAAGCAGGCCGACGAAAUCCCCAUUACGUAUCUUAACAAAGGACAAGCCUAUUCUCUCUCCGUUGCCGAUACGCAAGGUGUCUUGCCAGUUCAGCCCGGAACUCGCUAUCGAACCUUUGUCCGCGUUUCGUUUGAAGACGAAGAGCAACGCUCCAAGCCCAGCGUUUGUUGGGGUCUGUGGAAGGAAGGCCGAGGUACCAACGAAGCUCACCAGCGCGGUGGCAAGCUUCAAGCCGUUGAAUAUGUCGAAGCUAGUCAGCCAGCUGAGGGGGACGAUAAGAGAACGCGAAUCGAAGUGGAAUCCUCGUCAUUUGAUGGCUUCUGUGUUGUUUGGACGCCUGGCACUGCCGGUGCUCCCGAAGUCAACAUUGCCGUCCGAUUCAACUUUUUAUCUACUGAUUUUAGCCACUCCAAGGGUGUCAAGGGUAUCCCUGUGCGACUCUGCGCUAAGACUACCCAGUUGUCGGGAGACACUCUCGAUGCUAGCAAUGAUGUCAAGCCCGAUGUCUGCUACUGCAAGGUCAAGCUGUUCCGAGAUCACGGUGCAGAACGCAAACUUUCCAACGAUGUGGCGCACAUUAAGAAAUCUAUUGAGAAGUUAAAGCAACAGAUUGCUCAAGCUGAAAGCGGCGUUAAGGACAGCAAGAGAAAGCGACAGAGUAUUGCUUCCAAAACCAGCGUCGACUCUCGCUCUGGCAAGACGCAGAAGCACAAGAGAAGUUGGUCCAUGUCUUCUUCUAGCUCUAAUAACGGAGCUCGGCCUUCGCUCGAAGAUGAUUUGCUCUUUCGAUUACAGACGCUCCAGGACAUGUUCACCAGCACUCGCCCGAUUAGUGUGCUAUUUCUACGCGGCGAAGAUCCAGAUGAUAUGGAUCUACAUCCUGUUUCCAUGCCUGGUGACUCGUCUCCUGCUACUCGCGAGGGGCGCAACUGGCAGGCACGCAGCGGACGCAGCUCGGUACGGAGCUCACUCAUCUCACCUUCGCCCAGCUCGCUAUCCCUGGCGUCGCAGUCAUCAACGGGUGGUCAUUGGCAAAACUUUGAUUCUAGAGGCCCCGAUCAAGUUACAGCUGUCAACCGAACGGAUGAUCCUGGUACGCUGAGCGGGUGGAUCGAGGCGCUGGGCGUGGAUCCAUCGUACAGACCGCCGCAAGAACGCGGGCCUAAGCCUGUGGCCUGCUUCUACGUGCAAUAUGACGACCAGAUGACGGAGAAGCGCGAGUACCAUCGCGCGAUUUAUCUUUACGAGCGGUCGCUUCCAGAGCUGAUCAAGCAGCUUGCCGCCAAGUUUGGACUAGUUGAGAGCCGAAUCUCGCGAAUACUGCAUCGACUGCCCAGCGGACUCGAGGUGGAGCUGGACAAUGACGUCGUACACGAACUUGCCGAAGGACAAGACAUGCGACUCGAGGUGGAAAAGAUUGUCGACCAGAGUGGCAAAGAUUUGCAGAUGUCGGUUGAUGGUGAAGAGAUGAACGAGGAGAAGCAGGCGCAGCAAUCAGUGAGUCUGGUUCUGCGCCUUGCAUUCUAA